AUGGCAGAGGCCACAGAAACGAUCCUGGUUCGAGAAGCCGGGGGAGAGAGGAAACGCUUCUUCAUCCCGAGACCGCGCCGCAUCGACCAUCAAACUCAAACGAGCGUGCCAGAAUUCAGCAAGAUUAUGAAAGACCAUUUCGGUCUAUUCGCAGCUUCAACGCCUUCGACUGGCACUUACAUGCAGCCUGGACAGGACAUCGACCCAACCUCCUUUGUCUCGCCCUGUCCACCCCAAAACACUCCGUCUCACCAACCUAUUCCAGGACAAGACAUUUGCGAGUGUUGUGAGGAUAUUGAUAUUCCGAGACUCUUUGGACACGGAAACGUAAGGCGAUAUCUGAUGAGGGAUGCCAGGGCCAUCUUCCAAUGUAUGCAAUGCGCUCUUUGUCGACUGCUCACUGGAGGGUUCCAAUCGACCAUCGGCUUGACAUUGGCGGAAACGUGCAAUCUACCCAUUCAGCUGCACGUGGUCUUGACCAGUGUUCAAGCCGUUCUUCCCUUGGUGAAAGGGGCGGAGCGACAGCACGAACUGCAAGCUUAUGUCCUCGACGAAGAAGGUUCUCGAAUGGGAGAGGCUUCCAUGCGGCUUUUGGGUGAUGCUGCAACGAAGAUUGGCAGGUCGAAGGCAUUCAAAGGCAGACUGAUUGACCCAGCUGCAGUGGACUUCUCCUUGGCCCGUGAGUGGCUCCAUGAGUGCGACACCGGACAUUACCCAAAGCAUGGUUUGGCAUCUCCGAGUGAGAUAAGGCAGAGUUCUCCGAGAGGAGAUUCAGGUCACCAUAGCGACGUCUCUAACGGGUUAGUGGUUGUCGAUGUCCACGAAAGGUGUCUCAAGCAGUUGCCUCCAAACUCCAGGUUCUUGACCUUGAGCUACACCUGGCCACUGUUUGACACUUUGAAGCUCAACCGGGCAAACCAUCGAGCACUGAUGGCGCCAGGUGCGCUCGCAGACAGCAACCAGAGGAUAUCGAACGUCAUCCGCGAAGCAAUGAGCGUUGUUGAACGAUUGGGCGAGAAGUAUAUCUGGAUCGAUGCGCUGUGCAUCACACAGGACGACGACGAUAUCAGAAGCGGUCUUAUCUCUCGCAUGGAUCAGAUCUAUGGCGAUUCGUAUCUGAACAUAAUCGUAGCCACUGCUUCCACUGCUGGCGAUGAUUACUCCAUCCCGGGCGUUGGAACAUCCAGACUUUCGCAGCAGGUCACGGAAGAGCUUGAUGGCCUGCGACUCGUAACGGCACUUAAAGACUACAAUGCAGCUCUCGAGAAAUCCCGAUGGGCGACGAGAGGGUGGAUUUUCCAAGAAGGGUUGCUCGCAGAACGAUGUCUCGUCUUCACCGAUGACCAGAUGUACUUUAGAUGCAAAAGCGAUUAUAGGUGCGAAGAUGCGACAUGCGAGGGAAUUGUGGCAGGCUUCAGCUCCCAUCCAGCAAGGCCGAGGCAGAGAGAAAGCAAGCUCGAUUUCUUGAUGACCUUGGACUUCCACGACAACGUCUGCAAGGGGGUAUUCUUCCCCGAGUACGGACAACUGGUACGGGAAUACUCGAAACGGUCGCUCACGAACGAGUCCGACAUUUCGGAUGCGUUUACUGGAAUUUUGAAUGUCCUGAGUGGUUGCUCUGGUUGUGACUUUUUCCAUGCCAGGCCCGUGACAAGUCUUGAAAGAUCAAUGAUGUGGUAUCCCAUAUAUCCUGGAGAACGACGUCCAGGGUACCCAUCUUGGUCUUGGCUCGGAUGGCGUGGUCCUGUCGACUUUGAGACCGACAUCAUCAAGCGGAAAGAUGAAGAAGUGUGUCAGCCUCUGGUUUGGUGGUUCAUCUUUGUUGACUUUCGAAUGCAUCCUGUACGACCUGAUACUCCGCCGAACAUCGAGCUAUCCAUUCGGGAACUGUUUGGCUGUUUCGUUCCACAGCUGAUCCUCGAGCCGUCGAGCAUCAUCGCCCAAGCAGCUGUCGUUCGACGAAGAUUGCGUGUGCCAGAAGAGCACAUAUGCUCCUUUGUGACCGUCCUAGAACAGACAUUGCCAUUUUUCGCCAUACUGGACCGAGAUAAUCGAGCCUGUGGAUUUCUUCCCUCGGUCGAUCGAAACUUUGCUAGAGGAUAUGCAGCUGAUCAAAGCCUCGGGAUUGAGCUCGCAAUACUAGCAGAGACGCCUUUGUGCAAGGCAGAUACUCUGCACGACCGCGCACGUUUUUUCCAUGAAGAUUAUGAUUUGACGAGCCCGACUGCCCGGCUAUGUUCGGUCAUGCUCAUCACGUACGAUGGCAGAGGAAUUGCUUCUCGCCGCGGGGUGGGCAAGAUUCAUAAGGACUCAGUUGAUGCUGAGCUUGCUGAGGAUGCCUCAAGAAGGAUCCUGGCGCUUGGAUGA
Zasmidium cellare ATCC 36951 is the source of this 2367-nucleotide messenger RNA. RefSeq lists its product as uncharacterized. The transcript has a single exon. Lineage: Eukaryota; Fungi; Ascomycota; Dothideomycetes; Mycosphaerellales; Mycosphaerellaceae. Bases 1 to 2367 code for a protein of 788 amino acids. The record is from RefSeq and is a predicted model, not a curated record.